AGAAAGUGGUACCUAGUCUAUACUAACAGUAAGGGCGGGGUUCCUGUAGGUCUUUAUAAGGUAUGUGGGCUCCAGUUAAAAUGCAAGUUCUCAGGCUCCCCUCAGAAUACUGAAUCGACAUGAAGGGGUGGAGCUCAAUUUCUAGCAAGUUUCCUAAGGGUGUGUGUACUGAGUGUGCUCCCUGCCUUAUAGAGGGAGGAGGCGGCAGAGACACACGAUGUUUAGAGGGCAUAGAGGGUACAUUCCUUCAAAGAGCCAGACAUUAUUUAUUAACUUCCACAGCUGAAUUAAAUCUCAUGUUACUAAAAAUUACCCUAAUUUGCAGACUAUUUGAUGUUUUCAGCUCCCCUUGGCUAGGCGGCAGAUGCUUCUCUUAGAAGCCCUGAAGGUCAAACAGGUUGUCUUGGAGUCCAUCCCUACUUUUCUGAAGUUGCCCAUUGCUGUGACUUGUUACUGGUUGCAGUCCACAGAAGUCAAGGCAAAGCUCCAUCAUCUGCAGGCCCUACUGCUGGGGAUGCUGAGGGAACCCUUGCAUGCCAUCGUCAACAGCCCUGGAAAUGUGGACCCCGCACCCAGGCAGGCUCAGUGCCUUGCUCCCCGAUAUUUGUGAAAGGUAAUGAAGAUCCACGGAGAGGUGGUGCCAAGAUGUUGUAUGAAGAAUUACGCCAGGUGAAGGCGCCCAUGCGGCCGGGUCCAAGAGUGGAUUUAGACACAGCGCACGUCUUCUGUCAGUGGCAGUCCUGUCUCCAGAUGGGGUUAUAUCUCAACCAGCUGCUGUCCACUCCUCUGCCAGAGCCAAACCUAACUUGGUUGUACAGCGGAAGCCUGGUCCAUGGACUCUGCCAGCAACUGCUAGCAUCCGGUUCUGUAGAAAGCAUCCUGGGUAUAUGUCCUGAGGCAAAGCAACUUUAUGAACAUCUGUUCAAUGCCACAAAAUCAUAUGCCCCAGCUGAAUUGUUCUUACCAAAAACUAAAUCAAAAUCCAAAAAAAGGAGGCAGAAGAAAAAGGUGGCCAGCCUGGGAACCACUGCAGAUGCCAAGCACUGCUAUGACAGAAGCAACCGGUUUGGUUUGUUAAUGCUUGAAAGCUUGGAGGAGCAUGUAGAGAACUCAGAGCUUGAAUAAACAGUUUGUAGUACACAAGAUUUACAGUUCUAACUUGUAAAAUGUCUCUUACCUCCCUUGAAGCUAAUUUUUCUUUAGGACUAACCUAUUUUGAGAUAAAGCUUAUUUAUAAGAGAUCAUCUGAAUUCUAAGAUAUUUUGUACUAUACUUUUAAUACAGCCUAAUUUAAGAAAUGUCUGUAUUUACUUAUAUGUGUUUCGGGAAUGGAGGCCAAGGUACUUAUGUGGAAGUCAGAGAGCACCUUGUGAGAGUUGGUUCUGAUUCCACCAUGUGGGCUCCAGGGAUCACCCUCAGGUUGUCAGGCUUAGAAGCAUGUCACUGGCUCUGAAUCAUCUGUAGUUCUUCAGUAUGCUUUCACUCCUCAUGGUCCUUUUCAGCAAAUAGUAAUAUUUUAUAACCUUAAUGAUACAUACAGUAAUAGCCAACUAUAUUCACAAUUUUUAUAAAAUCCAGUAAUCAUUUUAUUUAGAAAGAUUUUGGGUUUUUUUUUGGGGGGGGGGUGUUUGUUUGCAAAGUGUGGGUCAUAAAAAAGUCAGGGGGCUCUGAAAGAAAGUUAGAAAUGUGGUAAAUUGGGCUGAAGAGCUGGCCCGGCCAUUAAAGGCUAGGCUCACAACCAAAAAUAUAAGCAAUGUAGUAAAUUAGACUACAUAUGGUAAACUCAUAGGUACACUACAGGUCUUAGAGCAUGUUGUAACAACCCCCAAACAUAAACAGCAUUCUAAGCUGAUAAAUCUAGAGCAGAAGAGAAAUGAAAACCUCAGACCAAUACCGGACUCCCACGUUCCCACACGCUGGGUUUUGCAAAGGACUCUAGCACUUCAUUUUGAUUUUUGCUGUGCUACAGAUCCAACCCUGGCCCUGUGCAUGCUAAGCAAGCAUUCUACUAGGGUACACCCUCAGCUACUAGCCAGCACUCUGUAAAUCAAGUAAGUAGGAUAGAAAAUGGCAGAUAAAACACCUAUUUAGUGGUUGUAAAAAUGUUUAUCUUCCUAUAGCCAACUAUAGGGUGAUGACGGAUCCCUAUAAUCUGAAAGUCAGGGGGCUGAGACAGUAAGGUUGAAGGUUUGAGUUCACUUUGGGCAACGUAUUAAGCUUUAUCUUAAGAAUCCAAAUGUUCGAGAGGUGCUAUUUUAAAAUUACUAAUACCAACCGAUUUAUAAUGGUGCUGCCAGUUCUGAAGCUCAGAGAAGCAAGAAUGGGCAAGUGGGAUGACCACGGUGAGUCGUCUCAAAGUGUAGUCUAACUUGCACAGUUUUGAUCCCUGCUAGUGCUGAACCACUGGUAUAUUCCAUCAGUCAUUUUAAUGAUGGCUGAGAGUUGCCAACUGCAAGCCAGGCCAUCUGUAGUUCUUAAUAGUUAGCAAUUUUCUUCUUGUGGGUUGGUCUGGUGCUGAUAUGUAUUCAAAUGCUAAAUUCUACCCCAAGAUCAGGUUGUCCCAAGUCUACUGACUUCUUAUGUGAAAACAGUUUUUGUUGUGCAAAUCUUGUUCCUCAACUUAAAACUAUUAGUUAAAUGAAAAUCGCUACAGCCAGUGUACUGGAGGGAAGAGAGGAGGUGUGUUUUCCAUUACCUGGCUGAGGGUUGCCACAGGCACCCCACAGGUUAUCUAACCGGCUUCACCAGACAGUAAAGACAAAGUAUUCGUCUCCCAAGAGUCAUACUUGCUUAAGCUGCUUGGGGAAGGCACACAAUGAAAUAAUGAAAACAUUUUACCCACAUUUUGCCAAGUACAAAGACCAGACUUGACUGCUGCAUACUGAGACAGAAGUUACCAAGAGGCAAAUCAGGAAGAGUCACUACAUGUGACUUUUGGCCUGGCCUUUCUUUUCCUCCUUCUAAUUUCCUUCAUCUGACUGGCCUUUUAAGAUUAAAAUAAAUAAAAAAUUCAGGUCUCAGAUAAGCAGAGUGUAGUGUGUUCUGCAUUUUCAAAAUCGACUUUCCUGUGUUUUCAAUCAGGAUGAGUUGUUUCUGAUUCCAUUCUAGCAAAUAAAAUCUCACCUGAGGUUUUGGACACGUCAAUCUUCAAUUAGCAGUUCAAGUAACAAAAGGAAUUCUGGACAGCUAAGAUGAUUAAAUCUUGGGGUAAAACUGGAGAGAGAAAACCAUUUACUGUAAUAGAAUCAUGCUCUGUGUUUAGUGGUGGUAAAAUUAUACUGGAUAUGUAUUUUUUGCAAGUUAUUUUCAAUAACCAAAACCUUGAUAGUUUAUUUAUCUGUAAAUAUAAUCUCUGACCUUUUCCGAAAAAAAGGACUCAAGUGAACCUUAUUAUUUCAACUUGAAAUCCUAAUUUAAUUAUACGUUUAGAAGGCAAAGACCUUUACUGCCUAAAUGGCCUUACCUACCCUUCUUCGUUCAUAAAUGCAAACAGUCAAUGACAACAUCUCAAUUGAAUUGCUACACACCAAACCACUGGAUGAAGUCAAAAUAAUGUGCCUAUAGGUGUUCG
This is a messenger RNA of Mus pahari (shrew mouse), 3571 nucleotides long. RefSeq names its product asteroid homolog 1 (gene Aste1). Bases 646 to 1125 code for a protein of 159 amino acids. The transcript is spliced from 4 exons. NCBI's taxonomy places the organism in Eukaryota, Metazoa, Chordata, Mammalia, Rodentia, Muridae. The record is from RefSeq and is a predicted model, not a curated record. Gene Ontology annotation, molecular function: nuclease activity.